AUGGCGGAACAGCCAGGGGCGCAGCUGGCCCUGCUGGCUUCUUCGGGUAAUGGCCGCCGCGCUCUGCUGUCUGCUGAAGCCGCGCCCCCGUUCGACAUUUGGAUGAACGCAUGCGAUGAUAUCCACGAGCGUUUUGGCCGAGACACGCCAGAAGAGCAGCUGUUCGAGUUGUGCAAUAAGUUUUGGUCCUUGCCAGAUAUGACAUUACCUUUCUUCGGCGCGGGGAAGCCGUUGGUCUCUCGCCGUCCCCAGAACGACCGUGGAGAUUACGGGUCGCGUGUAGGCCUCAUGAAAUCAAUCCAGUCUCUGGGGCUCUUGCGGAACAUUCGGUCGCCCCUGUUCUUGGUUGAGAAGUCAGCUGGGCAGGAGUAUCUCAGCUGGCAUUGGGCCACUACCAUCGAGGCGCUGUGCAUGGCGUGCGAGACGACCCCCGAGAACAGAUUGGAGUACGGCAACAAGGGCAAUGACCACAUCACGAAGAAGACGAUCAUGGAGUGCCACCGAGAGGCCACGAGGAUCGAGAAGGCUUGGGAGAGGCGCAAGAAAGAUAUGCAGUGGACGAUCGCGAGCCUCACCUACGCCGUGCACGAGGAGAAGAUGCACGAGUUCGCCUGCUCAGUAUUACCUGGCCGCUUCGAUCGGCCUCGGCAUUUCGAGGUGUGCUUGCACGUCGCCAAGGAGAGCCAGAAGGUCGUCAUUGAGGGGGGGCCCGGCAAAGGCUUCACCUGCUGGCAGGCUUUGAAGAAGGCCGUGAAUGCGCACUGCGACUUGUCGCGCCCCGCCGCCUGUUCGUUCGCGAGUAUCUUCGUCGACGUCUACCGCGUCUUCCGAAAGCUUAGGGCCGAGCGCGCCGAGUACUUCGCUGAUGUGUGCCUCCUGAUGCUGCCGGUUGCUACACCCUUGAGGAAGCGCGUGCUCUUGCCGGGGGGCUUAGGCGCAGUCGCAGUGGCAAAGGUCGCCGAGGCCUCCAUCGACGCGCUCCUCUUGGAGAUGGACGACAGCAAAGAAAGCUCUCCACGAUGCGGUGGCAGCCGCAUCUGCGCUGGCUGCUGA
Messenger RNA from Prorocentrum cordatum, 1053 nucleotides. The record is from the annotation of a GenBank genome assembly. Lineage: Eukaryota; Dinophyceae; Prorocentrales; Prorocentraceae.